AUGACCGCCGCUCCAGGAUCCAUCCUUACUCGAGACACCGAGCAGUACGAAGCAUGUCGCACGCGAUCGUUCAAUGCCGACGACCCAGGCAGAUUUCCGGCCGAAAUUCACCUGGUCCACACGAAUAAAGAUGUUAUUCAGGCCCUUGGGCGCGCUCGUCAGUUGAAAAAGUCAGUGGGCGUUCGUUCGGGUGGACAUAUCCCGUCAAAGCCCUCUUUGCUACACGACGGCGUCCUGAUCGACACGACACACCUCAACCGAGAGGUUAUCUACGAUUCCAAGACACAUGAGGUUAAUUUUGGUCCUGCCGUACGGGUAUUUGAAGCCUGGCAACGUUUGGAGCAACUGGGGCGUUUCUUUCCAUUCGGACACGCCCCAACGGUAGCUCUUGGAGGUUUCUGUCUUGCAGGCGGGCAAGGGUUUUUUAUGCGAGGCUGGGGUGCCACAAUCACCGAAUGGAUUGUGAAAAUGGAGAUUGUUGUCCCAGACGGCCGCGUCGUCAUUGCCAGCCGGACUGAGAAUCCGGAUCUUUUCUGGGCUGCACGAGGUUCCGGUCAAGCCUUCUUUGGCGUCGUGACCCGUAUCUGGAGCCGUACGGUCCCGAAAAGACAACUAUUUGGACGGUCUUUCGUAUUCACAGUCCAGGAAAACUUCGAGGAACUGCUAUCGUUUGCAUUUGAGCGCAAUCGCGCCACGCCGAAAAUGUGCACCGAGACGGCACUGUGUACCUUCUACCCUGAGAAGUUUGGACCUUCAACCACUGAAUUGGUGCCUGAAGCGUCCCAGCUGCUUCUGGCAGUCGCCGUUUCUGCUUAUGCCGACAGCGUUACGGAAGCGAAGACCAUGCUUAGUGCGUGGGAUAACCUGCCGGAGCAGCUAAAGCCUUAUUUGGUUGAGACCAAGCCAGUGGCAGAGGCCAGUUGGGAGGCAUUUUUCCAAGAUCAAGAACAUUGGAACCCAGAGAAUUCGGACCAAAAAUGGGGUAUCAACAGUAUUCUAAAUGAUCCAUCGGUCCCAGAGUCCAAGCUCAUCAAGGCAAUUAAACCAGCCCUGUGCAAUCUACCGACCCUGUCUUCAUAUGGAUGCCUGUAUAUGAGCGACACUGUCACGCCCGAUGAAGACGACGCCGUCUUCAGUUUGCCACAGCAAUAUUAUAUUUCCACCUUUAGUGGUUGGAAGGAUCCUUCCCUUCGCCCACUGAUUCAAACUACCAUGAGAGACUCAUAUCGACAGGCUGAGACUGUCGCAUGUGGAAUGUACGUUGCUGACUUUGAUCAAUCCAGUCAGUCUUUGCACUCUCCGGAGAUAAAGGUGUGGACGGACACGGCACGCGCACGAUUCCUAGCUAUUCGUAGGAAGUGGGACCCUGAUGGACUAUUCCCUGGCUACAAGGCAUUCACAGUGGGAGUGAAGAAUGACGUGUCACUAUAG
Messenger RNA from Ilyonectria robusta, 1431 nucleotides. RefSeq lists its product as uncharacterized. NCBI's taxonomy places the organism in Eukaryota, Fungi, Ascomycota, Sordariomycetes, Hypocreales, Nectriaceae. The transcript has 3 exons. Gene Ontology annotation, molecular function: FAD binding; oxidoreductase activity. The coding region runs from base 1 to 1431 and encodes 476 amino acids. The record is from RefSeq and is a predicted model, not a curated record.